Molecule: messenger RNA, 13705 nt
Organism: Rhipicephalus sanguineus (brown dog tick)
Lineage: Eukaryota; Metazoa; Arthropoda; Arachnida; Ixodida; Ixodidae
Product: fat-like cadherin-related tumor suppressor homolog
Biological process (GO): homophilic cell-cell adhesion
Cellular component (GO): catenin complex; plasma membrane
Molecular function (GO): calcium ion binding; cadherin binding
Source: RefSeq, a predicted model, not a curated record
UAUGGCAUCACUGGUCUAGCGAAACCUAGGGAAGAUGCGGAGCUCAACAGACAACGGGCCCGGGAGGUCAGCGGCCAGCAGCUCGACUUGACCGCACCCGGCGCCAGCGCAAGAGGCACACCAACACAGCUGAACAUGCAUAGGUGACCAUGGGCCUGCAGCUGCUGCUGCUGAUGCUGCUGCUGCUGCUGCUGCUGACAUUGGUAGGCUGUGAGCAGCUGGCUUUCACACGCAGCUUGUAUGAGGCCAGUAUUCCCGAGAACCCCGAACCCAAGCGCUAUGUCCGGCCAAGCGAGAAGAUGGGUGUGCAUGUGGACAGCUCUCAUUUGCAGGUCCGCUACAAGAUUGUUGCUGGUGACAAGGAGCGGCAGUUCAAGGCCGAAAGCCGACUGGUGGGGGACUUCUGGCUCCUGCUCAUACGGGCGCGCACUGAGAGCACCAGCACCUUGAAUCGGGAAUAUGAGGACACCUACCAUCUUCGAGUGAAAGGCUCAGUGCACGACACAUUGCACUUGCGGCGCCUGCCUGAUGUUUACUGCGAAGUGCUGAUACGAGUGACCGACAAAAAUGACCUGAGCCCCUUGUUUUUUCCCACCUGGUACAAUGUGACGGUACCAGAGGACACACCCAUCCACAAUGUCGUGGUGAAGCUCAAUGCUUAUGAUCCAGAUAUGGGUGUCAAUGGAGAGAUCUACUACCGCCUGCUGGAACCCUCACGGCAGUUUGCAGUUCACCCAACGAUGGGAACAGUCUUGCUGACACGACCGCUAGAUUACCAGAAAAAACCUACCCACCAGCUGACUGUGGUUGCAGAAGAUAGGGGCCCCAAGCGCCAGAUGGGCAGCAUACUUAAGUCGAGCACAGCCCAAGUAGUAGUGCACACAGAAGCGGUCAAUAGGCACAGGCCGGCUAUCUUUGUGCGCCAUGUCCAUGCACUAGUGGAUGCUCCCGAUGUAUGGGCUGUAGUUGUAGUGACAGACGAUGACCCUGGCAUUCACGGCACCAUUGGUGGUUUGGCCAUCGUGGAUGGAGAUGCUGAGGACCGCUUUACUGUGGUGGCUGGCUCUCAGCCAGGAGAGUUUCAUCUGCGUGUUGACCCAGAGCGUCCACUGAGCCACAGGAGUUACACACUGACACUGCGAGCUUGGGACCAAGGUGUACCCUCUCAGUUUACCGAUGAAAAGGUUUCCAUCAGCCCUUUGGAGCUCACCAGUGAAGUGUUGGAGCACUCUCACUACGAGGCUGAUGUGCCCGAGGAGGCUCCUCCUGGUACUCCUGUCAUGCAAGUGAAAGCACGUGUGCCUGUUGUGUUUCAUAUAGAGUCGGGAAAUCAGGAUGGCCAUUUUGUUUUGAACACAGUUACUGGAAGGGUUAGCACAGCCAACUGGCUGGACCAUGAAGCGAAGGCCAACUACUCUUUGCAAAUUAGUGCCACCAGUAGUGCAGCUAGAGGCCGCCUUCAGGCUGUUGCCACAGUUACUGUACGAGUGCUUGACUGCAAUGACCAUGCACCUGUCUUUGACCUCAUGCCCGUGGAAGUGUCAUUGGAUGAAAAUAGACCAGUGGGAACCAAGAUAUUCACAGUUCAUGCUCACGAUGAAGAUGAGGCAGAAAAUGGCUAUGUGAGCUACAGCCUUGUGAACUUAAAUGCAGUGCCUUUUAGUGUUGAUCCAUUUAGUGGUGAGAUUUCCACAACUGAGGUACUGGAUUACGAAACCAUGCGGCACAGCUAUAUGCUUCGCAUCCGUGCCACAGAUUGGGGUGCACCGUACCAGCGUCAGACAGAAAAGGCCCUCCUUGUGACACUGAGAGAUGUCAAUGACCACCGGCCUCAGUUUGAGAAGAUUGACUGUGUUGUUCGUGUACUGCAGGAGGCUGCUGCUGGCACUCAGGUGCUCACACUGUCAGCCGUGGACUUUGACAAUGGUGGCAAAGGAAGGGUACACUACAAGAUGGACGCCAGCAGUGACAGUGCUUGCUUUCACCUCAACGCUAGUACAGGUGUGCUGAGCUUGGCAUGCAGACUGCAGCUGCCCGCUCAUGUGAAUGUGACGGCAACCGAUGGUUACCACUUUGCUGAUGUGAUGACUGUGCGGGUGCGUCCUGUGGAGCAGCAAGCUUCUGUGGAAUGCAAGGACGCCGGUGUCAUUGACAAGCUGCGCCGCCAACUGCAGAUCUCGGAGCAGCAGCAAGGCAAUGAUAACGGUGAAGUGACUGCGGCCAGUUUUCUAGAAAAUCGACAUAGUCCACUGCUCAGCUGGCCUGAGGAGCUGGCUGUGAACGAAAGCACACCACUGGGCUCAGUCCUAGGCUACAUCCAGGCCAAAGACCCAGAUCAUGGCUACAAUGGACGCUUGGUGUAUACCGUAUCCAGUGGGGACCAGCAUUCUUGCUUUCGUGUAGAUAUGCAUACGGGGGCACUGCUGCUGGUUGCUGCUCUCGACUAUGAGCUUGCACCAUCCCACCUGUUGAAUGUGACUGCCUACGAUCAAGGCCAGCCCCCGAGGUCAACUUCUCAGACCAUGUUUGUUCGGGUACUGGACGUCAAUGACAAUGCUCCGUUGUUUGAGAAGCCAGCCUACAGCUUUGUGAUCAAUGAGGAUGCUCCUAAUGGGACAUCUGUGGCCCGUUUGAGGGCAACAGAUGCUGAUCAGGGGCGCAAUGCAGAGCUGCAUUUCAUUCUCAGCUCUGAGCAGUUCCACUUGGACAGUGAGACUGGUCUCCUGACCGUAAAGGGGCCUCUUGACCGAGAGCGCCACGACCGACACUUGCUCACAGUCACGGUGGCUGAUGAGGCACUUGAGGAUCCACUUUCCUCCACGGCCACUGUCAGCAUUGUGGUGAGGGAUGUGAAUGAUAAUGCACCGCAUUUUGCACGAGCCCCCUAUGUGGUGAGGAUCCGUGAGGACCUGCCGAUUGGUGCUUUGGUGACUUCGGUGCAUGCUGAAGAUGCAGACUUUGGUGACAAUGGCAGAGUGCAGUACUCCUUGGAUGCUGAAAAUUUUGAUGUUGACCCUGAUACCGGUCUUGUACGGCUGGCUGCCAUGUUGGACUUUGAAACAUGGCGGCUGUACAAUGUGACUGUGCAGGCUCAUGAUUGUGGGGAUCCACCUUUGACCACUGUUACAAACAUGAUUGUCGAAGUGGAGGAUGUCAAUGAGAAUCUGCACGCACCAUCAUUUGCUGAGCAGGUGAGCAGUGCCACUGUGGAUGAGAACCAGCCUCCUGGGACAUCGGUCACCACCUUGGCAGCUACAGAUGAAGAGGACAUCACUUACACCAUCACUGGUGGCAAUGGCUUGGGCAUGUUCACCAUAGACAACAACGGGGUUGUGCGCACCCACGUGUCACUGGAUCACGAGGCGUGUGCGCACUACUGGAUCACUGUGGUGGCCCGCGACCUGAGCCCCGUGCCCCUCGAAGCGUUUGUCGACCUGCACGUGGCCGUGCAUGACCUCAACGACCAAUUGCCCCUGACCGAGCUGCCAGCCUAUGCAGUGACCGUGGCUGAACACAGUGCAUCCGGUGCAGCCAUCCUCACCAUGACUGCACGGGACUCGGUCGAUUGGAGACUGGUGGACGACGCGGCAGGCUGCUUUGCCAUCGACCGUCGCUUGGGCACCAUAACCGCCGUCUGCUCUCUGGACCGGGAGGCUGAGGAACGACACAUGCUCGAGGUAGUGCUCGCUGACCAAGGGGAACCGCCACUGUCGUCCACAACCCAAGUGCUUGUCACGCUCACUGACAUCAAUGAUCACAAGCCAGUGUUUACACAGCCGCUGUACCGCUUUCGAGUUCUCCCAGCCAACGGUCAAGUGGAAGCGGUCCCCCUUUGCCAGGUGCUGGCUGUGGACCCUGAUGAUGUGAAUCUCACCUACUCACUGGUCAGUCCGGCUCAGUUCUCCAUCAACCCCAUCACAGGCCUGCUUCAUGCACAUGUGCAGCUACUCCCUGGGGACACCCAUGAGCUCAGGGUGCAAGCAUUUGACUCUGGAAGCUGGCCUGCAAGUGCACAUGUGCAGCUUUAUGUGGUCUCGCGUCCGGUGACCGUAGGAAGUGCACCAGUGGUCCACGAUGUAGAAGUCUCACCAACGCUGGAGACCGACCCUGUAAACCACCUUGUGGCCAUUGUGCAUGCCUCAGACCCAGAUGGAGAUGCCCUCUGGUACAGCCUGUCAGGUGGCAAUGAAGAAGGCAAGUUUAUGAUUGACUGUGAGCAUGGCUUCAUCAAGUUGGCAAGACCCCUGGAUCGAGAAAGAUGUGCCAGCUAUAACCUGACGGUGCAAGUCACUGAUGGUAGUGCCAAAGCCACAGCCAUGGUGCACGUGGAAGUGCUUGAUGCAAAUGAUAAUUGGCCUGUGUUCUCGGAGAGCCUCUACCAGGUGGAGGUGUCUGAGAGUUCUUCUCCUGGCACGGAGAUCCUGCAGCUGACAGCCACCGAUGCCGAUGAGGACCAGCGUCUCUUCUAUAGCAUCCACAAUAGUGAGCAGGUCAGGAGCAGCUCAUACUUUGUGCUUGACUCGGACACGGGUGUGCUGUCACUGGCCUUACCCCUCGAUCACGAGGCCUCUCAGCAGCACCUGCUCACGGUGGCAGUGCGGGAUUCGGGUGGACCUGUCACACGACGGGGCUUUGCUCGUGUUCGGGUGCUGGUGACAGACCACAAUGACCACGCUCCGGAGUUCCUUCAGGCGCGGUAUGAAGUGCGCGUCUCGGAGACGGCUGCCCCGGGCACAGCACUGGUGCAGCUUGGGGCCCUGGAUCGUGACCGAGGAGCUAAUGCCCUACUGACUUUUUCUAUAGCCUCAGGGAACAUGGGCUCCUUUUUUUCUCUGGACUCCACCCUGGGCCUGUUGACGCUUUCCCGGGAGCUGUCGCGGCAGACCGAGCCCGAAUUCUUUCUGACUGUGCGUGCUGCAGACCACGGGGAGCCACCCCUGAAUGCCACAGCUACGGUGCAUGUAGUAGUCGUCCCUGCCGACAAUGCACCGCCUCACUUUAUGCCCGCCGAGCAGACCAUUGAGGCAGCUGAAAAUGAGCCAGCUGGAACAUUCCUGCUGGCGCUGAAUGUGCGCAGCAGCUCAUCGGUCUUCUUCCAGCUGGAGGGUGCUGCCAACUACUUCCGGUUGGACCCCGUGACGGGUGUGCUCACCACGGGGGAGGAGGCCCUGGACUACGAGCGAGCGGCGGUUCACCGGCUGGUGGUGCAUGCCACUAACCUGGCUGGUACCACUGCCCUGGCUCGGGUAAGCGUGCAGGUGCUGGACUGCAACGACCAUGCACCGCAAUUCCGGCAACUGUUGUACCGAGGCACCGUGAGCGAGGCUGUUCCUGCGGGCAGCGCAGUGCUCAGGGGCAGCCAGCCGCUGGUGGUGGCUGCCCAUGACGAGGACACCGGCAUCAACGCACAGCUGACCUUCUCCAUUGUGGAGGCCUGGGCCCGCAGGCUGUUUCGCAUCGAUUCCAACACAGGUGCUGUGAGCUUGGUACAGCCCUUGGACCGGGAGCAGCAAGAUGAACACAACUUCACAGUGGCGGUGUGGGACCAUGGACAGCCCCAACAUUUUGCACAGCAGCCGGCCACUGUCAGCAUCCAUGUGUCAGACGUCAAUGACAGCCCUCCCCGAUUUGAGCAUGAGCUGUACAAUACGACACUCCUGCUGCCCACAUACAUUGGCGUACGUGUGGCACAAGUGGCCGCCCAUGAUCCGGACUUAGAAGGACCCAGCCUGCGCUACUCUCUGGUGGCUGGGGACCACGAAGGCCAUUUUGAGGUGCGACCAGACACUGGUGAAGUUGUGGUGCGGGAACCCAAUGGGCUGCAGGGCUUGUACCGCCUGCUGGUGUCCGUCACCGACGGUCGGUCCGAGACGGCCACCCUGGUCCUGGUGUCCAUUGGGCGGGCCAACGUGGGCCACCUGUGCUUUGCGCGACCACUGUGGGAGGCUGCCGUGCACGAGAAUGAACCAGCAGAGCAGCGCGUGCUCCUGCUGUCUCUGCUGGGUGCAGCAGUCGGGGAGCCCGUGCACUUCUCUCUGCUCACCCCGAGCGAGCACUUUGCCGUGGGGGCGCGCUCGGGCCUGGUGCGUUGCCUGGCACCGCUGGACCGGGAAGAGCGGGCUGUCCACGAGCUGGCAGUGGAGGCACGCUCGGCACUGGCAGUGGCCCAUGCCCUGCUACGGGUGCACGUGGUGGACACCAAUGACAAUGCACCCAUUUUCGUCAACCGGCCUUACCACUCGGUCAUUACAGUCAGUGCCCAGCCUGGAGAUCUCGUGUUCAAGGUGAAGGCCAUAGACCUGGACGAGGGCCCCAAUGGCCAGGUGCUGUAUUCCCUGCACGAGGGAGACACCCUGUUUGACGUCGAUGAACACUCGGGGGAGAUUCGACUGUUGCGCAGCCCAGGCCGCCCCGAUGAGCAUGCCCUGCUGCUGGUGGCACGAGACCACGACAGCGUGCGAAAGAAACUGAAGCGGACGGCGUUAUCCAUGACUUUGUUCGUUGCCCUAGCGUACAGCGGAAUAAGCAUGCACCAGGCGGACGGACCGCUGGGAGACUUCGCACGCAAAUACUGCAAGGCCGCGAAGACCAUGCCAAGAGGACAAAGACUUCGGCUGAAAUACCUGAAAGAGCUUUUGGACAAGGACAUGGAGAAAAUCCGCGAUGAUAUGCGAGAUGUGAAAGUGACAGCUGGGAGCUACCGUCAAGGGACAUCGCUGGUGGCUACCGACUGGAACAGCCACGAACUAUGGAGGCCAACAGAUCAGCUGACCAUCAUGGACAAGCUGAAGUUGAAGAGGACCACACGAAGGGCUCAGAACACGAAGCUAAUACAUGAGGCAAGUGCGCUACUUGAGAAUGAUAAUGCGACAGUGCGGCAGAUCGACUCGAUUUAUGAGAGGCUCAAGAGCAAUAACGAGGAGCUCAAGAAGAUUAAUGAUGAGAUGGAGAGCCACAUAAGUGACGAGGCAUUCGAGGCGGUCACGUGCUCCAAGCGGUCUGUUGACCUGAUCGCCUACAUCUGCGAGCUGACUGAAAAGGGAGACCUCAGUGUCCACGCCAAGUGGCGAGAGAAUCUUCGGCAACUGAAGGAUGAGAUUGAAACGCUGACGAAGGUGCUGUCGCCACUGCAGUCUCCACAGUGCCUCGCGCCGCAGGAAAACUGGCACGGAAUCUGCUCUCAACAAGUGUUGAGCGUAGUCACAGUGGCCAAGCGGCACUACCCCUACGGGAACCCUCCUUUGGAAAGCCACGCUGGUGUGGCAGUCAAGGUGACUGAUAAAGCCAUGCCCAGCUUUGGCCAGCAUUUCUACACUGCUUUUGUGGCUGAAAACAUGACGCCUGGAACAGCACUGCUGACAGUGGAAGCCAAAGGGGCCCAUCCGCUUGUCUUCACUUUGGCCAGUGACCACUUCGCCAUUGAUCGUGCCACAGGUGUGCUGUCCCUCGUGGAGCUGCUGGAUUACGAGAGUCAGCCACGACAUGAGCUGCAGGUGAGGGCCACUGACUCCGUGAGCGGUGCCCACUCUGAGGUGCCCGUCACCAUAAACGUGCAAGACGUCAAUGACUGUGCGCCACUGUUUGAGCAGAGCUGGUACAAUGUGAGUGUGUCUGAGGCCACCCCCGUGGCCAGUCCUCUUCUGGAGGUGCGUGCCAGUGACCGGGAUGGGCCCCAGCUGGAGCUCAGGCUGGCGACAGACUACGACACCUUCCUCCUGGAGGCACCAGGUGUGCUGCGACUGCGUGCGCCCCUGGAUCGAGAGGCACAGCCAGUGCAUCGGCUGCAGGUGGUGGCAUCGGACUCGGGCCACCCUGCACCACUGAGUAGCACGGCCCGCAUUUUCACUGUGAUCGACAUGAAUGACAACCCACCUGCCUUUGCACAGCCGGCCUACACUGCGGUCGUGGACCAGCGGUCUCAUAAGGGUCAAUUCAUCGCAAGGCUGCUCGCCAUGGAUCCUGAUGUCUCAGACCAGUUGUCCUAUGCUAUGGUUACUGGCAAUGAGGCACAGCUCUUUGCCAUCAACCAAUCAACAGGAGUGGUGACAGUGUCCAGUGUGCCCCCUGCGUGGCCUCCGGCUGGCUUUGAGCUGAACGUUUCCGUCACUGAUGGGGUGUACCAGAGCUACACUCAGUUGCGGCUGGUGGUCAGGGCAAGCAACGAGCACUCGCCCCAGUUCAGUCAGACUGUGUACGAGGCAGUGGUAGCUGAGAACCUGCCGGCGGGUGCUCGAGUGGCACAGGUGUCCGCCACCGACCCUGACCAAGGAGUGCUGGGCCAGCUGACGUAUGCCAUCCGCAGCCGCCACUGUGCACUGCACUUCCGCAUCAACAGCACCACAGGUGAGCUGGUGACCCAGGAGCCCUUGGAUCAUGAACGUCGCCACCUCUACGAGAUCCCGGUGUCUGCAACAGAUGGGGGUGGCCGGCUUGCAUUUGCUGUGGUUCGUGUGGCUGUUACCGAUGUUAAUGAUAAUGAGCCUACAUUUGGUGCAGCGGAGUAUGAAGUCAGCAUAUGGACCAACACCAGCGUUGGCACCACCUUGCUCAAGGUUCGUGCUUUUGAUCUGGACCAAGGAAACUGGCUGCGAUACAGCCUGCACGAAGCCCCAAGCAAUAUCAGUGCAAUAUUCAAUAUCACCCAUGACUCGGGAGAGCUUUACCUCAAGGCACCACCUAAAGGUGGUGGCGUGUUCCAGUUCUUUGUUCAUGUCAGCGACCAAGGUGAGCCACAAGCCCACUGGGCUGUGGCACCUGUCACGGUGGCUGUGGUGUCGCCACUGGAAGAGCUCCCUUCACUCGACGUUCCCACACGCGACCUCUUUGUUCAAGAGAGUGCGCCUCUGGGCAGCCCUGUGCUGGCACUGCCACCUGGCUCCACACUGACAGGACCCUCGGAGUUCAGCAUUGAUGCCCAAGGUAACCUGGUGGUGGCUGCACCACUGGACCGGGAGCAUCAGAGCACCCAUCAUUUAACCCUGCGCAAGGAGGUGUCUCGUGGCUUGGCCACAGCCUUUGAUGUCACAGUGCAUGUCUUGGAUGACAAUGAUUGUGAACCUGUGUUCGAUGUGUUGGCCUAUAAGACUGCAGUGGCUGAAAAUGCUGAGCAGGGCUGUGUGGUGGCUCGGCUGAUGGCACAUGACCUAGACUUGGUGCUGCGGAAAGUGACGUACGAAUUUUACGAGGACACUGACCCAGCAGCGGAAAUCUUCUGGGUGGACCCAUUGAGCGGGGUUGUCACUACUCGGGUGGCACUUGACAGGGAGGCCGUGCCUUUCUACAACUUCACGGUGAGGGUGCGUGAUGAUGGUCUCCUGUCCUCCUCAGCCUGGGUCUACGUCGAGGUGCUGGACGUCAACGACAACCCCCCUGUGUUUGAGCACUCCCGCUACCAGCUGCAGGUGCCUGAAGACGCCAUUGCAGGCACUGUGGUAGCCACCCUUCGUAUUGAGGAUGCCGAUCGGGAGACGGCUCCUGUUGGAUUUUACGUCCUCUCGGGUGACCCUGGCCAGCAGUUUGCAGUGCGAAGUAGUGGUGAUGUUUUUGUGCAAAGGCUUCUGGACAGGGAGGCACUGCAGAACUACACCCUCAAAAUGGUGGCCACUGAUGGCUUGCAUGUGGCCACAACUCAACUAGAAAUAACCGUCCUGGACAGCAAUGAUAAUCCACCCAUCUGUCUCAAGUCCAAGUACACGGAGCUCGUUUCAGAGAGCAUUGCUGUGGGCACUGCUAUCCUGACUGUUGAAGCCACUGAUGCGGAUGAUAGUAGCCAGCUGCACUUCUACCUGUCAGGCCAAGGAGCUGAAGACUUUGUUUUAGAUGCAAGCAGUGGUGUGCUGCACACAUCACGACCGCUGGACCGGGAACAGCGGCCACACUACUUCCUUGUUGCCCACGUUCGCGAUGUGGCUCGCUGGGAGUGGCAGUGCAACAGCAGCAUUGAGGUGUUGCUGAGCGACGUGAACGACAACCCGCCAGUGUUUCGCCAGAAGGCCUACGAGCUGGCCUUGCCUGAGGACACGCCGGCCGGCCGCCUAGUCGCCCACGUGCACGCCUUGGACCGCGACUUGGGUGUGAACCGGCGGCUGAGCUAUUCAUUUGUUCAAGCGGACGGCCAUUUCAGCGUGGAUGCGCACUCGGGGCUAGUGCGGUUGGAGCAGCCGCUUGACCGUGAACAGUGCGCUCGCUUCAACCUCACGGUGCAGGCCCAAGACCAUGGCCAGCCCCCACUGGCUUCCCGGAUGCACCUGUCGGUCACUGUGCAGGACAUCAACGACAGCCCACCAGAGUUCACUCAGCAGGUGUAUGCCGCUGCCGUGUCAGAAGCGGCUCCCGUUGGAUCGCCCAUCAGUGCGGCUGUCAAGGCCACCAGCCGUGAUGUGGGUGUCAAUGCUCAGAUCACGUACGCUCUUGUUGCUGGCAAUGAUAUGGGACACUUCAGCAUCGAACCCAAGACAGGUGUGCUGCGAGUGGCCCGCCCACUGGACUACGAAGAGACGCCCAGCUAUCAGCUAGCAGUGGAGGCUCGUGAUGGGGGCGAGCCACCGCUCAGUGCUCGUGCCUGGCUCAAUGUGUCCGUCUUGGAUGCCAAUGACAAUGCGCCCGUGUUCGGGGGACCCUACAGUGCCACCGUCACCGAGGACGCGUCCCCGGGUCAGCUUGUGAUACAGGUACAGGCCAGUGAUGCAGACAGUGGUGGCCAGCUGCGAUACACCUUGCUGCACCCAGGGCCCUUUUCCUUAGAUCCUGCCACUGGCCAGCUCAGUGUGGCAGGGCCUCUGGACCGAGAAACGGUCAGCAGGUACGUGCUGGAAGUGGAGUGCUGGGAUGGAGGCACACCCCCGUUAUCUUCUCAAGCCCUAGUGCACGUGGAGGUUCUAGACGUCAAUGAUCAUCCGCCACGUUUUGACCAGAGCAACUACACGGCCGUGGUUCACGAGGGUCGCCAGGCUGGCUGGACGGUGCUGCGUUUCUUGCUCAGUGACGCCGACUCACCGGUCCACGGACCACCGUUCCGGCUGCAAGUGGAGGAGACCUCGUUUUUCCGCAUCGAGGGCUACGAGUUGCAACUGGCCCGGCCACUUCCCCCCCAGUCGCGCCAUGAGUUGCGUGUGCAGGCCUACGACUCGGGCAGCCCACCUUUGGCAGCGGAGGCGCACGUCACUGUGUUGGCCAUCAAGAAGAGUCGCUUCAGGCCUCAGGUGCAGCCCCUGAACGUGCUCGUCUGCUCCUACUUGGACGACUUCCCUGGAGGGCUGCUGGGCACAGUGCAUGCCACGGACGAGGACCCGUACGACCGUGUCAGCCUGUCCCUGUCUGGGCCACAUGCUUCGCUGUUUGUGCUUGACCGGGAUGAUGGAACCUUACGUGCACUACCAGGCCUCGAUGCAGGCAGCUACGUGCUCAAUGUCACUGCUUCAGACAGCAGCACCCCUCCGACACAUGCACCAGUGACGGUGCAUGUAGUGGCUGUGUCCGAGGAGCUGCUCAAGGCUACCGUGGCACUGCGUCUCACAGGAACCACAAGUGCACGUUUUGUGGCCGCAGACCGGCGGCUGCUGCUUCGUGCUGUGCGGACAGCCCUGGGUGUUCGCCUGAGAGACUUGGUGCUGGUGAGCGUGCAGCCAGUGCCAGGGGAGGAGCAGCUGGAUGUGCUGUUGGCCGUUCAGCUCGAAGGCGGGCCCAUGCGAGCAGCCACUGUGGCGGCCAGGCUGCACGAGCGUCAUGUGGCCCUGGAGGCAGCUGCUGGGCUCCACAUUCACAUACUGCCACAGGGUGACCGGUGCCCUAGUCUGCAAUGUGUGCAUGGUGAAUGCCAAGACCGGCUGGUGCUGGACACUGGUGACAUCGUGGUUCUUGCUGCAGACGGCCACAGCUUGGUCUCAGCCCGACACAGUCGCCACACUGCGUGCAUCUGUAGCCCUGGCUUUGGUGGUGAUGCUUGUGAAGCAGCUGUAGACGAGUGUGCCCAGCAGCCCUGUGCUGCAGGCCGCCACUGUGUGCCAGAUGCAUCUCCCCUCGGCCACAGUUGCCAGUGUCCUUCUGGACGAAGUGGCCCCCAGUGCGAUGCCCGCUGCCAGGAGCCCAGCUGUUAUGAAGAGAAGCGGCCCAUCUCAUUUGGAGGCCAGAGCUACGCUCACUACGUGCUGUCACAAUCACUGGAUCGACGGCUCUCCUUCUCGGUGAUGUUGCGCACCCUGCACCCUAGUGGGACAAUACUGCACAUCUCGGGACCACGGGACUAUGCCAUCCUUGAGGUAUCCGGUGGGUAUGUCCAGUACCGCUUUGACUGCGGUAGUGGUGAGGGCCUGGUGCGUGUGGCUGGCCGCCGUGUGGACGAUGGCGUCUGGCAUGCACUGCGCCUCGAGCGCCGUGGAGGCAGUGCGCAGCUGGCAGUGGAUGCACAGUACAAAGCCUCGGGUUCGGCGCCAGGGCCCCACGAUGUGCUGAACCUCGAAGGCCGUGAGCUGCACUUGGGCGGGGCACCCGCUGUGGCGGGCCUGGUGGGCUGCCUGGACAAUGCUCAGGUGGGCAGUCUGCCACUGCCACUGCACCUGCGCCCAGCUGGCCAUGCCCAGCUACGUCGAUUGGCCAACGUCCACUUCUCCUGCCACCUGGUGGACGCCUGUGGCAGCCAGCCUUGCCUCAACGGGGCCACCUGCCGACCCCUGCUCACCACAGGAUACAGCUGCACAUGCCCGGCACACUUUCAGGGCCCACAGUGUGAGGAGCCAGUAGCCGAGGGUCAGUGCACUGAUGGAGUAUGUGAGCCAGCCAAUUGCCAAGCCAAGCCGUGUCUCCAUGGUGGUGUCUGCCAACCCGAUGGUCGCUGCCACUGCCUGGCCUCCUACAAGGGCAACCGUUGUGAGCUGGUCGAGGCAUGUGCAGCGUGCGAAUCGGGGGAGAGCUGUGUGGAGCUGGCCAAUGGCUUCCAGUGUGGCUGCCUGGACGAAGGCUUGUGUGCUUUCGAAGGCCUGCCUCUUGCCUGGCCCUUAGGGGGCGCUGCUGUACUGCUCCUGCUUCUCCUGCUGCUGGCAUUUGUGUGCUGCUGUCGGCAGUGCUGUCGCCACCAUCGUGCUAACCACCAGUGCAGCAACACUGCGACUGCCAAGAAUUAUGUUCUGGCUACAGCCAACAUCAGGCCAAAGAUGAGCAACUUGGAGCAGCGGCCAGCCUCCUACACCACGCGAGAGGCCACCCUGAACAAUUUCGACACGGUGCGAAGCUAUGGGAGUGCGGCUGAUGACCUCGAGUCACGUUACCAGCCCAAUGACCUGCGCUGCCAUACUCCAUCAGGCAGUGCUCCAACAAAGGGUCUCUACCUGGACAAGAUUCCUAAUGACUUGAAGGCAGCCCUCUCUCCACCUCUGGCACCCCAAAGCUCAGCCACUAGCAUCGCGUCGGAUCUCCCAGGCUACUGCUGGGACUACUCCGACCUGGCAGCACAUGCUGAAGAAGAAGAUGUGUCUAGUGGUGAUGAAGCAGCUGGCAGCCAUGAAGGCUCGGACUGUUCUGAAGACACGGCCCUGCAGGACGAGCGAUACACGUGCCACCCUGACCAGUACCUGCCACGACACAGUGAGCCAGCAGUGUGUGCCAUUGAGGACAGUGAUGAGGAAGCCUGACCGUGCCAGAAUUACUGCCAUGUGACAUUGCUUCAAGACUGUGCCUUGUGUGUUGUCCUUAUAAUAAAUACAUCUAGCCA